Eurypyga helias (sunbittern) is the source of this 921-nucleotide messenger RNA. It is a transcript of the gene ATG101, whose product is annotated as autophagy related 101. Gene Ontology annotation, biological process: autophagy; autophagosome assembly. Bases 28 to 684 code for a protein of 218 amino acids. The transcript is spliced from 2 exons. Lineage: Eukaryota; Metazoa; Chordata; Aves; Eurypygiformes; Eurypygidae. The record is from RefSeq and is a predicted model, not a curated record. Gene Ontology annotation, cellular component: phagophore assembly site.
CACGCCCAGCCCGGAGCCACCCCGGCCAUGAACUGCCGUGCGGAGGUGCUGGAGGUGUCGGUGGAGGGUCGGCAGGUGGAGGAGGCCAUGCUGGCCGUGCUCCACACCGUCCUGCUGCACCGCAGCACCGGCAAGUUCCACUACAAGAAGGAGGGCACCUACUCCAUCGGCACGGUGGGCACCCAGGACGUGGACUGUGACUUCAUCGACUUCGCCUAUGUCCGUGUCUCCUCCGAGGAGCUGGACCGGGCCCUCCGCAAGGCCGUCGGGGAGUUCAAGGACGCGUUGCGCAACUCGGGCAGCGACGGGAUGGGGCAGAUCUCCCUGGAGUUCUACCAGAAGAAGAAAUCACGCUGGCCCUUCUCAGACGAGUGCAUCCCCUGGGAGCUGUGGACCAUCAAGGUGAACGUGGUGAACCUGGCGAACGAGCAGGAGCGGCAGAUCUGCCGGGAGAAGGUGGGCGAGAAGCUCUGCGAGAAGAUCAUCAACAUCGUGGAGGUGAUGAACCGCCACGAGUACCUGCCCAAGAUGCCCACCCAGUCGGAGGUGGACAACGUCUUCGACACCAGCCUGAAGGACGUCCAGCCCUACCUGUACAAGAUCUCCUACCAGAUCACGGACUCCCUGGGCACCUCGGUCACCACCACCAUGCGCCGGCUCAUCAAGGACACGCUGGCUCUGUAGGGCCAGGUGCCAUCGAGAGGUGACACCUCUCCAGCACAGCCCUUUGGGACAGUAUCUCUGCUUGGAUCCCUCCUCUCCGCCUCCAAAAAAGCGUCUGCAGGGAGCUGGACUCCGCCUGAGCCGUAAUUGGGGGGUUGCUGCUGGUUUGGUGUGUGCCGUGGGCUUUGUGUGCCAUGGGCUUGGAGAACCGGCUCGGUGGCUCCUGGGUUGGCUGAGGUGUGGCGAGUCCUCGGGGCA